This is a messenger RNA of Rotaria sp. Silwood1, 20556 nucleotides long. The record is from the annotation of a GenBank genome assembly. NCBI's taxonomy places the organism in Eukaryota, Metazoa, Rotifera, Eurotatoria, Philodinida, Philodinidae.
AUGGCGAACCGUGUCUCGUCGUCUUCAUACAACAGAAAUAAUCAUCGUCAAAAUAUUUCAUCGUCAAAUAAUCGUUCAAGUCGUUCGACACUUACAACACAUACUUAUGCAUCUACAAAUACCUUUAAUACAGAACCAACAUAUACUACAACACCAAUAGCAGGUGAUCCUCGAACUCUUCAUUCAUACUAUGUAUCAUCAUCGAAUUAUCGUCCACCACCGACGAGUCCAACAAAUUCAUUAACUCGUCAUUAUCGUGAAUAUGAACCAUCAUAUCCAUCUAUAACACGUUAUCGUACACCAUCAUCUUCAUCACCUUUUCGUAAAACACAUUAUUUAGAUGAUUCUGAUGAAGAAAUAAUUAAUGAAGAAAUACUUGAAAUAACUGAUCUUAAUCAUUAUCCAACUCUAAUUGAACGUUGGGGUGAUGAUGCUAAAACAGUAGUUAGACAAGAAGGUGAAUUCAAAUUUGAAGAUUUUGUUGAAUUUGAAGAAGUUGAACCAACUGUUGUUGAAGAAAUUCUUUAUGAACUUGUAUAUUCUGGUGACAAAUUAAAAACAUGUCGACAAAUUGAUCGUUCACGUUCUGAAUCAAGAAAUUUUCGUAAAAUAAAAAAACGUCGUACCAAACGAAAACGUCCACCAAUUGAUGAUUCUUCUUAUUUGACAUCACAACCUAGUUCAAGAGAUACAAGUGGUACACGUUCACCAUAUUAUCAUGAUCAUCGAUAUAGUCCUGAACGUUCAAGUACACCAACACAAUCAACAACAUUAUCUUCAUCAUGGCAGUCAACAGGAUUUAUUCCCAAUAAUAAACCUUCACUUGAUAUAUCUAUACGUAAUUCUUUAGAUGACGGAAAUUAUGUUAAUUAUAUUCGAGUCAAUGAAACUGAUCCAUUUCUUUCACACACUCUAAUUCAACAAUAUCCACAAACACGAAUAACCAGUAAUAUUCAAUAUAAUACAUUUCCAACAGAUUUAAUUGAUAAACAAAAUAGAAGUUUCUAUGAUAAAAUGCAUGAUCUAUCAAGUCACAUUGAUAGAUCAACUGCACAUGAUGAUACUUUAAAUGAAAUUGGAGAAUUUGUACCUGUUAUUAAUGAAGAACGAGGAAUAACAAAGAUAGAUAUAACACCAGCAAGUCAUGAUUAUGUAAAUGAAAAUUUAUUACUUAAAACAAGAAGUGAUACAAAUAAAGAUACAUAUGAUAUUAGUUCUUCGGAUGAUUUGUUAACUUCUACUAGAACAACAGACAAUAGAGAACAAUCAAGGAUAAAUAUAAUCGAUCAAACAUCUGUCCAGAAAGAAACCGACAACCGUGAGCAAGAUUAUUCUACUGAUAUGAAAAAACAAAUCAAUAAAGAAACGACAUCAAAAUAUGAUGAAUUAGAAAAAGAUGAAGAGGAACAAUCAAGUGCAACAGAACCAACAAUACGAGAACUUGUUAAACAUGAUGAAGAUAUAGCAGGAAGAGAUACUGAUGAAGAUGCAUCAUUUUCUGAAAGUGAACAAAUAUCAUCACAAUUAUUUACGUCAGAUGAACAGAAACAAUCAUCAAAUUUAAUAAAAGCAACCGAAGAAUCUCAUCCAUCAAGUUUAUUAUCAACAAAUGAAAAACAAGAUGAUCACGAAAUCAUAACAACAACAGCAGAAUCAUCAAUCAAUAAAAGCAAUGAAUUAGAAUCACAAUUGCAAACGACAGAUUCAGUUGUAAAAUCAUUGGAAACAAAUAUUGAUCAAGAAAACAUUAAACCAAUACAAACAAUUGAAACCUCUUCUCAUAUCGAACAUGUUAAACAUCAAUUACCUGAAGAUUCACUUGAAACAACAAAAACUUUAUUGGAAAAAACUGAUGAAACAUCUAUUCCAACAAGUAUAUCGGAGGAGAAAAACAUAUCAUUACCGCAAGAUAAGACAAGAAGUGAAAAUGAUCGAGAACUUAGAUCCAUGUUAAAUUCAAUUACAGCUCAUCUUAUGCCAGAAUUACCAAGAUUCGAUGAAGAGACUGAAGAUGAACAAUCAUUUAUGUCUGAAACAAAAUCAUCCGAAGAACCAAUAUCACAAGAUGAUCAAAGUAUGGAUUCUAUUGUACAAAAAUCAAUUGAAGACGCCAAAGAACUAUGGGUACCAUCUCAUGAUCAUAUCCCAUCAGAUCAAAUUGAAUCAUCGAAUCAAACAAAAACUCAAAUUGAUCAAACAACACUCGAUCAACAUGAUAUUGAACAAGACAAUGAAGAGAAGUCCUCUCUUAAAAUUCAUGAAAUUGAUAGUGCAAUUUCAAAUAUUCCAGAAACAAAUCUAGAUCAACAAGAUUUAACAAUUGAACAAUUACCAUCAUCGACUGAUUCUCUAGUCCAUGUUGUUGAACAAAUAAUAACCAAUGUUAAAAAACCUCAACAUGAACAAGACAUUUUCUCUCAGGCUUCUUCUGUUGUAACUGAUGAAAUUUCUCCUACUCAAUUACAAUCAAAACAACUAUUCUCUCAGGAUACAGACGAUGUAACACAAACACGAUUAUUAAAUGUUAAUUAUCUUGCUGACAUUAUUUAUCAAAUACAUUCUCAACCUCUUCGCUCUUCUUUGGAUAAACAACAAAUAUAUACAGAUACUCAACAAUCAAUCGAAUCGACCAGACAAGAAGACAGAUUAUCUUCAAUUGAUUCAAUAAUUGAAAGUACUCCAUCUGUCAUCACGUCUGACAAACAACAAAAACAACAACAAUUGAUCUCGAGUAUGUCGUCUAUUACUUCUGAAGCCAUGGAAAAACCAACAUCAAAAGAUGAUCAAUCAUCAACUGAAUUUCAAUCAAGAAAAGAAAUUGGUGAACCAGUUUCAGUAGAUUCUUUAGUCAAUAUUGUUCGUCAGAUGCAUACUUUAGCGCGAAUUCUUCGUCUUAUAUCAGCUGAUAUUAAAACAGAAACUACUCAUAUUAAUAAACAAGAAAUUGCGAAGCCAUUAGCUGAUUCUCAUGUAGAAAUAGUAAUACCAAAUGAAAGCAUUCCUCGUGAACGAAUGACAAUAAAAGUAGAACAAACACAUGAUACUCAGGAGUUGAUUCCAAAACCAAGCGAAAUAUCCUUGGUCACUGAACAUAAACAAGAAACAACUUCUGAAAAAACAAUCAAAGAAGAUGAGCCAGAGCAUCUACCAUCCGAAUCUUUGGUCGACGCAGAUUGGGAAACUCUUGUAGCACCAGUUACUUCUCCUACACCAUCACAUCUUAUAACUACUGAAGCUAUUGUAACGACAGAAAAACAUGAUGAAAAACCGAGAAUUGACUUAUCUGAUCGAAGUAUUCUAAGAGAACAUGUAGAAACACUACAGAAAAAUCUUCAUGAUGGUGACAGUACGCCAUCAACAUCGCUUCAUUUACAUGUCACAGAAACUACUAGUCCAAAAAUAGUAGAAGAUCGUGCUAGUGAAGACUCGAUUACAAAAAGUCUUACAACUACUACACAAGUUACAGAACAAACAGCAUCUGAAGAUCGUGAAUUACCAGUUGGAGAUAAAAGAAAAACCUAUGAAACUGAACGUCAUUCAUUUGAUGCACUAACAGAAAUUGCUCGUGCAAUAUUAGCUACACCACUUCCUGUUCAUCGACCAUUAGCUGAAAUUAAAACAGAUACAGUUAAAAGUGUUGAUUAUUCGAUCGAACCUGUUGUUGAUAUUGUUCCAUCUACAUUAGCAACGACAUUAGAAGAAAUGACACAGCAAAAAGCUAUCGAAGCAGAAAAAACUCAAGACAACAAGGAAAGUACUGAAACAGCAAGAUUUACAACCAUCGAUAAGUCUGAAGAACAACCAUCGACAGAAAACCUUACAACAAUUAUUUGUGAAAUGUCAGCGAAAACUAGUAUUAGUCCUAUCAGCGAUGAAGAAUCAUCAGAAUCUCCGAAGAAACAAAAACUAGACGUUGUCAAAACAAAAGAAGAAUCUGUCCAACAAGAUAAAAUAGAGAAAAUCGAACAGCCGCAAACUCAAGACAAUAUUCAACCUAAAGCUGAAAUAAUAACCACAGAUCGCCAACAAACAACUGAUGACGAAAUACACAUUCCUGAUGAUCUUACCAAAUCAAUUGAUAUUCACCAGCCAUUGAUUGAUCAUGUAAAACAAACCACUUAUUUUCUCGAUCAAAAACCUGACAACCAGCCGAUUGAUUCCCUAACCAAAGAUGAAGUGUCACCAAAACCAGAGAUACAAGAACAAGUCAAAACACCAAAACAUUUGCAAUAUAUCGAUUUACACGAAACAACGACUUCAUCAUCUACUACUGAACCCAGAGACGAGAAACUUGCCGGAACAACCGUUGAAGAACUAAAGCCUAGAAGUCUUUCAACUGAAGAAUUGACAAUAACCGUUCCACAGCCUCAAGUCACACCAGUUAUUGAUCAUCAACGCACUGUCGAUCACAUCGUACAUCGAAUUACAGAAACUAAACAAAUAGUCGAAAAACCAUCCUCCACACCAGAUACUGAACUUACCAAACUAGUUGGACAAACAGAACCUUCAGAAACGGUUACAAUAGAAGAAGAAAUCACAAAACCGGUAGAUACACAUCAACAAAAACUACAACAACCAAGUGUAGCAUCAACUCUUAUUACAAUUCAACAAGAAUCGACAAUCGCACCUCAUCCUGAACCAACUGAAGAAAAGGCGAAAGCACGUGAAGCUGAACGUCUUUCAUCAGAAGCUUUAGCCGAAGCCAUUCGUGAGAUUCUUGCAACACCAGUUACCGUUCAUCUUCCAGAAGUUGAUCAUACUGUAGAACAAAUUACCCAAACUCACCAACAAGUGGAAAAACCAUUGCUCACAUCAGUCAACGAAAUUAUUAAACCAGUCAAAGAGGUGCAGCCUUCAGAAGUGAUUACACUAGAAGAAGAAACAACUAAACCUGUAGAUACCAAACAAGAAGCAUUACAACAACCUAGUACAACAUCAUCUGAUAUUGAAUCUGUACAUGAAACAACAACUGCAUCUCAUCUACUAUCAAGUGAAGACAAAGUCGAAGAACGUGAAGCUGAACGGCUUUCAACACAGAUAUUAACUGAAGUUGUUCGUGAAAUUCUUGCUGUACCACUUACCGUUCAUCUCCCAGAAGCCGAUCACACUUUAGAACAAGUCGAAAAACCAUCUCCCACAUCAGUCUCUGAACUUAUUAAACCAGUCAAAGAGGUGCAACCUUCAGAAGUGAUUACACGAGAAGAAGAAACAACUAAACCUGUAGAAACUAAACAAGACGAAUCACAACAACCCAGUACAAUACCAUAUGUUAUUGACACUGUACGGGAAACAACAUUCGAGUCUCGUCCACUACCAACUGAAGGCAAAAUCGAAGAACGUGAAGCUGAGCGGCUUUCAACACAAAUAUUAACUGAAGUUGUUCGUGAAAUUCUUGCAACACCACUUACCGUUGAUAUCCCAGAAGUCGAUCACACUGUGGAGCAAGUUACACAAAGAGAACAACAAGUCGAACAACCGUCUCUCGCAUCAGCCACUGAACUUAUUAAACCAGUCAAAGAGGUGCUGUCGUCACGAAUAAUUACAGGAGAAGAAGAGCGAACAAAGGCGGUAGAUACUAAACAAGAAGAAUUGCAACAACCUAGUACAACGUCAUCUGUUACUGACACUGUACAUGAAACAACAACAGAAUCUCAUGUACCAUCCACUGAACAAAAAGAGAAAGAACAUGCAGCUGAACGCCUUUCAUCAGAAGCAUUAACUGAAGCUGUUCGUGAAAUUCUUGCUACACCAGUUACUGUGCAUCUCCCAGAAGUCGAUCGCACUGUAGAACAAGUAACCAAAACUGAAGAACAAGUCGAAAAACCAUCUCCCACAUCAGUCAUUGAACUUAUUAAACCAGUCAAAAAGGUUCUACCUUCAGAAGUGAUUACACUAGAAGAAGAAACAACUAAACCUGUAGAAACUAAACAAGAAGCAUUACAACAACCUAGUACAACAUCAUCUGCUAGUGAAUCUGCAGAUGAAACAUCAACUGCAUCUCAUCUACUAUCAACUGAAGACAAAGUCGAAGAACAUGCAGCUGAACGUCUUUCAUCAGAAGCAUUAAUUGAGGCUCUUCGUGAAGUUCUUGCUACACCAGUUACUGUUCAUCUUCCAGAAGUUGAUCACAUUGUAGAACAAGUAAUCAAAACUGAAGAACAAGAAGAAAAACCAUCUCUCACAUCAGUCACUGAACUUAUUAAACCAGUCAAAGAGGUUCUACCUUCCGACGUGAUUACGAGAGAAGAAGAAACAACGAAAUCUGUGGAUAGUAAACAAGAAGAAUUACAACAACCUAUUACAAGAUCAUCUGCUUUUGAAACUGUACAGGAAACAACAACAGAAUCUCAUAUACCAUCAACUGAAGGCAAAAUCGAAGAACGUGAAGCUGAGCGGCUUUCAACACAAAUAUUAACUGAAGUUGUUCGUGAAAUUCUUGCUACACCAGUUACUGUUCAUCUUCCAACAGCCGAAUCUGUGUCUGAAAAAGCAACGGCGACAAAGGAGAAAGAAAUUGAACGGCGAUUUGAUGAGAUAGUUUCUGGAACAUCUGAACAAGCAACACCAGUAGUUCUACCAGUUGGAACAGUAACAGAAGAAAAACUUAUAAUGUCAGAUACAAAGCCGGAUGAAAUACAACUGUUACAUAAAACAGAACCUGUAGUAAAAAAUAUGGACGAAAGAAAAGCGGAAGUUCGUACAUCAUCUGCCGAAGAUACUACAUCAGAUUAUGGUGUUGAACAUGCAACAUCGGUACCCUUGAAUGAAGAUGUUCCUGAAGUUUCGGAUUCAUCCCUCAGCAUCCUUCCUUCUCCAGUCGAGUUGAAACCAGAGACUGGUAAAUCAAUCGAGCAACCGGUGAUAACUCCUGAAACUGUAGUUUUGGAAAAGAUUCGUACCAUUCCAGAAAAUGUGGUAUCCGAUAAAACGAUUACUAUAAUUCCUGAUGCUGGCAAAACAGCAGUUGAAAUACAACAUCCAUCGAAUGGCGCAGAAGAAAAAAUAGAAGAUGAAACUGAGUCAAUUGAUUCACUCAUUGGAAGCGCACAUGAAAUUUUAGGCACACCAUUUACUGUUAAUUUGCCGUCGGUUGGAACUGAUAUAACACGAUCACAAGAUGACAAGGUUUUUCAAGAACAAUUAGAUUCAAGUAUAGCGACAAACAAAACUGAAGAUAUAAAAAAACCUGUUGUAGGUGUUCAUCAUCCAUCUGUCCAAGAAGCUGAAAAUAUAUCGUUAGAUUCUUUAAUGAAAGUCACUCGUGAAAUUUUAACAACAUCAAGUAUCAAGGAUGAAAGGGAAAUGACGCUUCCCUCUGAAGAAGUAAAACAAUCAAUAGAUUCCCUAGUCAAAAUCGUUCAUGAAUUUGUUACGUCACCGAAGCGAUCAACCACUGAUAUAGAUACGGACAAAAAAGAAAUAUCAUAUGUCCAACCACAGCUUAAUGAAUCUGACAAAGGUGUUUCUCUUAUAAGCAAAUUAUCUUUAUCGGAUAAUGAUCAAGUUCCACUUCAAUCUACUGUUAGCGAUAUAAUUGAACCAUCAAGCAAUGACUCUUCGUUUCAGGAUAUCAUUAGUAGUGAAUCAGAAUUAUCAUUGCAUCCAACGAUUAUUGCAGAAUCUACUUCUACUUCGGAAGAUAAAUUAAUACCUUAUGAUGAAAAUCAAUUCAUUUCUUCAUCACUAUAUACUACAAUCAAUACUAUUGUUAAUGAUGCUAUCAGCAAUGCAUGUAAUAUAAUUGAACAAUCCAUUCCUGAUGAAAAUGACAAUCAGCCAUUUGUUUCACUUUCCUCCGAAGAUGAAUUUUCCGAUAAAAGUGAUACUGAUAUUAACUUUACAAAUGAUAUUGAAACUAAAUCAGUCGAUGAGUAUCAUUCAAUAUCUGGACUAACAAAUAUUGUUCAUAGUAUACUUAAACUUCCAAAUGAAAUUUCUUUGGAAUCCUCUAUUUCCCAUGAAGAUAAUAAAGUUAUUGUUUCUCCUAAACCUGAUUUUGAUGAACAUUUUAAUAUUACUGAACUUCCGAAUAUUGUUGAUACAAUACCAAAAACAUUAAAUAUUCAAACAAUGUCACCCGAACAAUUCGACAUCACAAACCCAACAACAUCUUUACAACGAGCCAGUGCCGUUCAACCAACUUUUCGAAUUGAUGAUGUCGAUCAAGAUACUUCAGCUACUAAUGUACCGACAUUUUUUGUCCCUGAAACUCCAAAUAGUUCAGAAGUUAAUUUUAGAGAAUUAUAUAAACAUCGACAUUUUAUAUCAGAUGUUGUCGAAGAAUCAUCAUCACAUUUCACUCCUAUAGAUAGACAAGAAUCCGUACAAUCAAUACCAAUGUCAGAAGAGAAAAAAGUAAUAUCUGAUUCACCUUUAGCAUAUUAUGAAUUACAAGAAAAACGUCAUACAUUAAUGUCUCCUCAAGAAUCAACUCAAAUUGAAAAACCAGAACAAAUAUCUUCUUCAUUAACAACAUGGACAACUAUGCAACCAUUAAUUGAUUAUGAAGAAAAAGAAAAGAAACAAGAUAUAACUGAUAUUAAUCUUGAUGAUCAUGCUUAUGAAUAUGCACGACGUUUUGAUUUAGAAUCACCUUCAAUUAUAUCAAAUUUACCUACAAGAGAAUAUCGUCAAGUAUUUGGUGUACCCGAUGAUAUUGUUAAUACAGUUGAUGAUAUGACGCAUCACAUUGAUCAACAACUAUCAAUGCAAUUAAAACAUGAUGAACAAUCAAUUGUUUCAGAUGAUGUAAAAAAUAUUUCUUUACAAUCCAAUGAACAAUUUCAAGCCGAUGAUGGUCAAUUUACAAUGCCUUUCAGUAAUGCACCUGUUUCAGAUAAUGUUAAAAGAAUUAUAGAAGCAAUUGAAGCACUUGAUUCUGAUUUACUUGAACAUAAAGGUGAUAUAACAUCAGAAACAAGUUCAAUAACAGAACCAGUUGAACAAUUAAUUAGUCAACAACAUAUCUUAUCAUCUAAUCUUCUUCCAACAACACUUGAUAAUGAUAUUAAAGAAACACUUGACAAUCAAACACUUGUAUUUCCAUCAAAAGAUGAAUUUGAUGAUGAUAAUGAUUUAUUACCAAAGAAAAUUGAAACAGAAGUAUUUGAUGAAACAAUUCAAGAUGAAAUUAUAACAAAUCCUGAAUUAGAUUCACGAUAUUCUAAAUUAUUUGAACACAUUGAUAAUUUAGAAAAACCAUUGAUCAAUUUACAAUCAUCUUCAUCAUCAGUUAUUGAAACAGAAACAAAAACAACAGAUAUUAGAGAAGAAAAAGAUGAUGAUCAACAUUUACAACAGCGAUAUGAUGCUCUUAUCGAUCAUGUUACAACACUUGAAGAUGCCACGAUUAAAAACCUUGCUCAUGACACUAAUAAACAAGUUGGUAUAUUAUCAACAGAUGAACAGGUCAUUACAUCAACAGAUGAAAAAUCAACUGAAGAUAGAAUAAAUAUUGAUGAGUUAGCUAAAAUAAUUGAACACAUAAUUGCUACACCUUUUCGUACAGUUAUUAGUUCGAAUGAAAGAAGAGUUCGUGAGGAACCAACAUCUGGUUCACAUCUUCAGAUGGCUCUCGAACAAAUACUUGCACAAACACAAUAUCCAACAACCUAUGUGAAAUUACCACCACCAAUUGACACAGUUUCAUCUACUAAUGAAUUAAACGAUCAACAAGAAAAAAUGCAAAUACCAGAAUCUCAUUAUAAACUGACUACUUCAGCAUCUACCGAUCAAAAGCAUGUAUCAACUACGGAAGAAACACCAGAUAUUGACGAAAAGGACCAAACCACCAUUUUUGAAAAAGUAACAUCAGCCAUAACUGAUGCUUUCUCUAUUAUUACUGGUGCUUCCCAUAAGCCAACUACGACUCAAGAGACAAUCACAUCCAUCGAUUCAAGAGUCUACGAUGAAAAUGAACUUCCAUCGAAAACCCCAACAACUAUCACAGAAACAAAUACAACUUUUAAAUCAGCUCCUACAACUGAACAAGUAGUAAGUCCACUUGAAACAAAAGAACGAAUUGCCGUUCUGACAUCAUCCAUUGAGAAUGAAAAGAUAUCCAAGGACGAACAACGACGAAGCUCACCCACAGAUUCAUUAGAAAUCACGAGCAUUUUACGACCAACCACAAUUCCAUCAACACAAACGCCUAUAACUAGCUUAGGCGAAGAAGCUGCAAAUACUCAACACGACUAUAUAAAACCAAUUUCAAGUUCAGUUGCAGUACAGAUAUUACCAACAGAAGAUACUUCACGCCUGGUACCUGGUUACUUUACCAGCAGUGAUGUUUAUCAUGCAUACAAACAACCAACUGGAGCAGUGAUUGAACAAGAACCAGAUUCUUCCAAUGUCAUCGACAAAGCCACAGCUAUCGUCUCUACGCUUAUUUCCAGUAUCACUAGCGCUUCACCAACAUCGAAAUCUCCUGACGAACAGCUUUUAACUAGUGAAUCACCCAUCAUCGCUGAAUCAACUUCACCUGGAUCUGUCAAAGAAAAAGAAAUUACACUUCCAAGACCAUCUUCAGAUGAACAACAUGUCGAGCAUGAGCAAUCAUUAUCAACUAGUCUCUUAGAAAUGAUGACGAAUUUGUUACCAUCAUCGCUUCAAUCAAAACAAAUACAAGAGAUCAGUUCUGAAACACCACUGGCACCAACUAAAGAUGAAGAAAAAACUGUUUCAUCUGCUGUGAUGAGCACGCCAGAUACUAAACCACAUGUCGAGAUGCCAAAAGUACAAGAUAUUCCUAGUUCUGUAGCAGGUUAUUUCAGUAGUAGUGAUGUUUAUCAUGCAUAUAAACAACCGGUGGAACCAAUGAUUGAAGAAAAAGCACUGGAAUCGUCCAGUAUUGUGGAGAAAGCAACAUCAAUCGUCAGUGAUAUUAUUAUUAGUCUCACGAGUGCUUCACCAACAUUGUCAUCCCCAGACGCAACAACUCCAACUAGUGAAUCACCUAUCGUCGACAAAUCAGUUUCAUAUGCUCCUGUUACCAAAGAAGAAGUCACUAUUUCAAAACCAUCACUCGUUGAACAAGGUAUCGAGCAAGAACAAACAACGACAUCUAAUAUAUUAGACAAACUAAAAACUGUAUUACCAUCGAGUUUCACAUCAACAAAAAUAGAACAUAUUACUUCUGAUGAAUCAGUUCCUGCUAUGAAAGGAGAUCAAGCAGCUGUUCCAUCUUCUCUCAAAGAAACAAGCGUCACAACAGUUUCUAAAGAAGGCCUAACUGAACGUACUGAACCACAAGUCGACAUUCAAGGAGAAAAAGUAAUUUUAAGUCCAGUAGCUGGUUACUUCAGUAGUAGUGAUGUUUAUCAUGCAUAUAAACAACCAAUAGAACCCAUAAUUGAACACAAAACAGAUUCAUCUAGCGUUAUUGAUAAAGCUACAACUAUUGUCACCGAUAUUAUCUCCAGUCUCACCAGUGUUUUACCAACAACAGAAACAACUGAAGACUCAACUUCCACUAUUAAAUCGACGAUCGUGCAUGAUCAAGUUUCAACUCCAGUUGUAUCAGAAUUAGAAAUUAGUGUUGUAAAACCAUCUUUAGAUGAAGAGCACAUUGAACAUGAACAAACAACGGCAACCGGUGUAUUAGAUAAACUGAAGACUUUCUUACCAUCUGGUCUCAUAUCACCAAAAACAGAACAUAUCAUUUCUGAAAAGCCAGUUUCAGAUAUGAAAGAACACCAAGUACCUAUCACAUCGUCUUUUACAGACACAUCAGUGACAACUGUUUCUGGAGAACAUCUAACAAAACCUACCGAAUCGAUCGUUGAAACCCCUGAAGCCGUAGUGAUUUCAAGUCCAGUAGCUGGUUACUUCAGUAGUAGUGAUGUGUAUCAUGCAUACAAACAACCAAUAGAACCCAUAAUUGAACACAAAACAGAUUCAUCUAGUGUCAUUGACAAAGCUACAACCCUCGUCACGAACAUUGUCUCCAGUCUCACCGGUACUUCACCAACAUUGGAACCGACUGAAGCUACUUUAAGCAGCCAAGUACCAAUCGUUGAUGAAAAAAUUCCAUCUGCAUCUGUCACAGAAAAAGAAGCUCCAAUUCUAAAGCCAUCUUCAGAUGAACAACAUAUCAUGCGUGAGCAGAAAUCAUCAACUGGUCUGUUAGAAAUAAUGACGAGCUUGCUACCAUCACCGUUCCGAUCAACAAAAAUACAAGAAGUUUCUUCCGAAACACCAAGUAAAGCUAGUAAAGAUAAAGAAGACACUGUCGUAUCCUCUAUGACAGGUACAGCAGAGACUACAACAGCUAAAGAAUAUCUAACAGAAGUCGCUAAACCAAAAGUUGAGAUACCAAAAACUGAAGAAAUCCAAGAAGAAAAAUCAACUACGGGUUUGAUUGAAAUUGUGACGAGUGUUCACGCAACGAAUAUUCUACCUGCUACAUCCACUUCAGUUAAUAUUGAAGAAGAUAUUGAAACUGGUGAUGAUAAAGAACCUAUGUCACUAUCCAUAAGUGAGGCAAAGACUACAUCAGAAAUUUCUCAGAAGUCUGUGACGGAAAGUAGUCUACCAGUGGUGGAAAUUCAACAACAAAAAGAUGUUAGCAGUCACAGUCUAAGUGACACAACAGAGUCGGAUAUUUCUCCUGCAGAAAAACCAACUAUUGAACAAGUUAUUACAGAAAAAGAUUCGACAAGUGGCACUGACGAAGGUAUAUCCUCAAUAACAGGCACACACUCUGGAGUUUCGUAUAUUUUACCAACAUCGGUUUCUUUAAUCAAUACACAUCGACAAGGCUCACUAUCUGAAGAUGAUCAAACAGAAAUGUCUGAAUCAAGUUUACAAACACCAUCAACUGAUGAACCAAAACAUCAUGGUGUAUUUGAUCUUAUUGUACGACCUGCAGCAAGUUUGGAUGAAACAGCAUCAAGUCUACUGUCUCUCGAUGAAAAAUCGACCACUCUUGAAAUUUCAUUCAUUUUACCAGAAAACUCCAUUGAUAAUCAAUUGGAAAGUUUAAAUGUUAAUGAAGCAAAAGAAACUUUAAUUGAAACUGCUAAAGAAAUUCUUGCAGCUCCUUUACAAUCUGCGGUUGAUACGUAUGAAAAAAUAAUUUCAACACAAGAACAAUUAUCAUCACCAACCGUUAGCCCAACUAAAGUCGUUACUACUGAUUAUCCUUCGUUGGCAAAACAAGAUACAGUUACUGAUUCUGUAAUCGAACGUCUUUCGACUACCGACCAACGAUCAAUUGAUGAGUUGGAUAAACAUAAAUCUAUUCCAAGUAUUACAGAAGAAACAAAAAUACAAGAUCAAAUUGAAAAGAAACCAUCUCAACAACUUCAAGUUAUUGGUGAUGACUAUCCAUGGUAUUCAAGUCAUUAUAUUCUUGUUGAUGCAGAUGAAAAGAUGGGUCAAUUAUACGACAAUUUAUCUUAUACUCUAAAACAACUGGAACAACGACCUCUACCAACAACAAUCGAGUUUUCUCCUGAACCACAUGAAAAAGUUCCAAUACCAGAUUAUGAUCGUCAAGUAUUAGAUGAAACAAAAGAUACACGAGAAAAAGUACAUGAAUUAGCUGAAAUAAGUACAAUAAUUACAACAACCAUGACUGCAUCACAAGAUGAACAAAUCAAAGAUGAAAAUGAACUUCAAGUUGUACAUCAUCGUAAACAUGUAUCACCAACAACAGUUCACGAAAGAACACCAUCGCCUAAAAUGGUUACGACUAAAGCAAUUAUUAGUCCAGAUAUCGAUCUCGUACCAGCAGUUCUUCAGGGUCGUCCAGUUUCACCAAUCAGUACUUCAGAAAGUGUCUCACAAACUACUACUACUACUGCUUCAAGUAGUACUAGCAGCAAGAAAAAACCUAAAAAACAAAAGAAAGAUAGAAAAGAAAUAGUUUUAGUCGAUGCUUCUAUACCAACAAUAUCUGAUACCGACAAAGGUAAAACAGAUGUUGUACAAUCAGAAAUGGUAUCAAAACAUAUGGAAACAACUAAAUCUGAACUAUUACCAUCGAUUACUACAGAUGAUUCUCAUGAAAUUGAUCAACCGUCAAAAGAAAUUAAACAUGAACUCGGUGAACCAUCAGAAGCAAUAAAACAUGAAAUUGAACAAUUAAUUCAAACAAUUGAUGAAUUCAAACAAAAUUUAAUCGAUACAACAAAUGAAGAACAACACGGUGAACUUUUAUCAACAUCCAUCGUCUCUGAUAAUGUAGAACCAGAACAAAUAGAUGAUGAUAAUAAUGAUUCAACAUCUUCGGACGCUUCACAAUGGUUAUCAUCUUCAUUUACAACUUUUCCUGAAGAUAACAAACUUGAUACUCAACCUUCUAUUACUGAACACGCUAUUGUAACACAAACAUCGACGACGAUUUCUUCAGCUGAUCAUGAAUUGACAAAAUCAGAACCAUUACCAACUGCAUCACCAACUAAAAAGAAGAAGAGUAAACAACAAUCGAUCAAUCAAGAAAAAAUUCAAUCGUCUGAAAUUCAAACAUCACAAUUAACUAUUGAACAACCACAAGUCGAAUCUAAACCAACUCCAACAACAACAACACCGCCACCACUCGUAAAAACGAUAACAACGACUAUCACUGCUAAAAUUUCUAGUUCACCAGAAGAAGAAGAUAUAGAUGACAAUGAAGGUUUUCAAGUUGUACGUCAUCGUAAACAUGCACCAUCGACAACAGGACAGGAAAAAACUCUACCAUCAUCAACAACAAUUACGUCUAAACAACGAUCUAGUUCUGAUAUUGAUUCUAAACAUGCAAAUGCUCAACGACGUCAAGUUUCUUCGAUACCUGUUGCUACGUCUAAAAUUACUACAGGUCCACAAACUACCACAACUAAACCAAAACAUAGAACACAUAAAAAGGAAACAACAUUAUUUGAUGCACCAGCAUCUUCAACAUCCACUGAUACUGAUGCCAUUUCGUCAUCUAGUAUUGAUAACAGCAAACAUAAACAAAUUGAACAACAACAACAACCAAUAGAACAACAUAAAACUAUUAGUAGCAGUACAUCACAAUCAAAACCUUUAUCAUCAGUAGUAUUAACAUCUAACAUCAGUCCAUCAUUACCAAUAGAAGUAGAAAGUAAACAACAACCAAAAGAAGAAGAAAAAACUUUACAAACUCAAACUCCAUCAUCAACAAUAUCUACUGUUCAGGAAACAAAAGUAAAAUUAGAACCGACAAAAUCUUUACCAACAAUGACAACACUUCGUCUAAAACCAUCGACUUCACCCGACGAAGAAGAAGGAGAAGAUGAUGAAGAUAAUGAAGGUUUUCGAGUAGUUCACUAUCGAAAACGUAUAUCAUCAGCACCAAGAUUAGAUAAAACAUUACCACCAUUACCACCACAAACACAUAAACAAAAUCUUGGUCGUAGUUUUGAUCUUAAACCUGUUAUUAUUCAUGGACGUCAGGGAUCAGGAUCACGUUCUAUGCCACGUACAACUACUGGUAGUCAAAUAUCUUCUCAUAAACCCCAACAAACUAAAUCUAAACAAGAUCGACAACAAAUGCCACCAUUAAAUAUACCACGUUCGCCAACUUCUAAAGAAACACAUAUUAUGUCAUCCUUUAAUAUCGAACAGAAACCAAUAGAACAAGUAAAACAACCAGUUAGUGAUCAAGUUCGACGAACAAGUGAUACUACUACAAUUCAAUCAACGUUUAUUGAGCAAAAACUAUCGAAAGAAAUUGAACAAGUACAAUCAACAAUUAUUGAUGAAAAACCACAAUUAGCAUAUUUUGAACAACCAACUAUUGUUCCUGUUGUAGACUUGAAACCAGUAGAACAAAAUGAAACUGAAACAAAUCUUGAACCAGUACAUGCCACCGUUUCACCUGUCGUUGACCAAUCUAUUCAACAAAUUGUUCAUGAAUAUAUUGAACCAACUAAAGAUGAGAUUAAACAGAUCGUUCAACAACAACAACGGCCUUCAAUAAAAGAACAAAUUCCAACAGCAGUGACUACUACUACUAUCACUACAAUUGAAACUCAAAAAUCUACAAUUACUGAAGAUGAUGAUGAUGAUGGAUUUCGUGUAGUACGUUAUCGUAAACAUGCACAGCCUCCAACAAUCAUUUCCAAACAACACAGUUAUGGUUCUGAUACUGAGAAAAAAUCUGCUACUAUUUUGAAAAAACAAAUUUCAUCAUCAUCAUCAAUACCAACUACACCUACAUCCACUGUUUUACAUACGACGACACCGAAGAAAAAAACACCAAAAAAAACGAAAGAGACAACUGUUAAAACUGAUAUUACUUCACCUGUUGAUAUUCUUUCCUCAUCCACUACUGAUACUGAUCUUAUUUCAUCAUCGAAAGAAGAGUCUGCUAAACGAACAACAACUACUAAACAUGUACAAAAAGUUAUCGAAUCUCAAAUUACAACAAAAGAUGUUUCUUCUGUUCAUCCAGACAAAGAAAUAACAAUUCCUACAGAAGAUCAUAAAUCAAUUUCAUCAGUAAACCUUCCUGAAACUGUACAAAAAACAUCCGAUGAUACACAAAAUCAAAUACAAUCAAUUGAAUCAGCAACAUCACCAUCAGUAACAAGUGCUGAUACAAGUGAAGAAUUAUUAAAAAAACCUAAGAAAAAACAUAAACGAUCAAAACGAGAAUCUAUUGGAGUAGAUAUAUCGACACCAUCCGAUGAAAUAUCCAGUACAAUUGAUGAUCUUUCAACAAAAAAACUAAUGACAUCUUCUAGUCCAUCUCAAUCAUUUAGUCUUGAUAUUCCACUAACAUCAACUCCAAUUGAAGAUAAAUCCGAUAAAGUUUUAUUAAAAGAAGAAGUUCCUUCACAACAAACAGUUGAACCAAUAACACCAAUAGAUGAUGAACAGAUUAAGACAACAACAACUAAAAAACAUACAAAAAGACGGAAGAAAAAACCACAUACUCAUGAAAAACAAGAUCAAGAUGAAGAUUUAUUAAAUUCUUCAACAACAAGCACAACAGAUAAAGAUAGUAGUAGUGCAGCUGGAGUAAUAACAACACCAAUGAAAUCAACUUCUCGUGAAUCUAGUACUAAAAUUCGUUUAAUAACUGAUGAUGAUAAACAAGAAUCAGAAUGGAUAACACCACAUAAUAAAAAGAAAAAAUCAAAAUUAAUUGAAUCAACAAUAACAAAAACAGAAUCACAUGAACAAAAAGUAUCACUCUCUCCUCAAUCAACUUUACAUUCAACCACAACAACGACAACAACAAAAAUUCUGCCAGAGAAAGUAACUGAUGUACAAUUUAAAUUUAAGAAAGGUGGUGAAUUAACAGUAACAAGUCAAUUACCAUUAGAACGUUCACCAACUGAGUGGGGUACAGUCAAAUUUAUAUCCGAAGAAUCAUCAAAUCUGAUACAACAAGAUAAACAUGAUUCAUCGAUUGAACAAACUCCAUUAGAAGAAUUACCUAUUGAAAAAGAAUCUAAAAUUGAACAAACAAUCGAUUCAACUGGCCAAAUUGAUAAUGAAACUAAAGAUGAAACAACAACAAAAUCAAUGGAAAGUAGUGAAACUGGUGGUGAAGCUGAUUUAGAUGCAUAUCGUGAUCAAACAGGUCGUCUUCGUCCGAAAAAACCACGUAAACCUGCAAGUACAUCAAGUAAACCUGAUGAUAUACCUCCAACUCUUGAACCACAAACAUCGGAAGAAAUUAAACUUGAUCAUAAAACUAUAAGUGAACAUUGGGCUGCUGCUAUAGAAAGUCCGGUAUCGAAUAUAGAUGAAGAACAAAAAAUUCAAACAGAACAAAUUUAUGAAGAACAAUCAUUUGAAGAUGAUGAUACUAGUGAAAGAAAUAGUAAAUUAGAUUCAUUUUUACCUGAAUAUAUUCGUCAAACGAUAAAAACAAAAUCACUACGUUCAUCAUCAUUAAAUGAUGAUCGUUCAAAAUUAUCAUCAACUCAUGAUACAUCAACAUCUAUUACACAUACGCGUUCAACGAGUAUCGUUUUUCCAUCAUCAUCAAAUCGAUCAACAACAAGUACUGAUGAUACAUCAGAAAAUGAAAGUCGAAAACAUUUACGAGAAUCUGUUGAUGAAGAAUUUCACUCAACAGAAGAUUCAAGUUUUAUUUCAACAACAAAUCAAACAGAACAUGAUACAAUGGGAACAUCAUCUUCAUUACCUCCAACUGGUAGUACACGUAAGAAAAAACAACGACCAAAAAUGUUAAAAAAAGAUAUCGAAGCUAAAACCUUAUUAACACAUGAAUUUGAUGAUACACCAUUAACAAUAACUGAAAUUCAACCAUCAUCAUCAUCAUCAAUAAUAGAAACAACAAAUAAAAGUGAUGAAUCAUUUUUAUCAUCUAUACGUCAUCAAUUUUCUUCGGCUAUGUCAACAAUAACUGAUUCAUUUAGUUCUGCACUUUCUCUUCAUAAAUCAACAACAACAGAUGAUCAAACAAUUGUUCAAUCUGAUGAGCCAGUGCCAUCAACAGAAGAACAAUCAAUUAUUCCUAUUACAACAUCUACAGAAUCAACAAUAAUAACAACAAAGAAAAAACCUUCGACACGUUCACCACGUAAACGUUCAAAACGAGAUAGUGGUCCUGACUAUGAAUAUUUAACAAGUCCAACAUCUGAUGAUAUUGAACAAUCAUUUUCUGGUAUUAAAGUUGUUACAACAAUUCCAACAUCAAUUGAUAAUGAUCAAACAGAUUUUAUUAAAGUAGAAAAUCAUAAACAACAACCAAAACAACGAACAUUAUCGGGUAGACAUUCAUCAAACACUGAAGAAAAUAAUGAACAACAAGCUACAUUAGCUGAUGAUGAAGAAGAUGAAGAUUUUGCAACAAAACCUGUUGUAUUACAUGGAACUGGUAUUGAUACAAAUAUUCAAACACCAAUUGAAUCAAUUGUUGCAGAACAAGAUUCAUCUGCAACAACCACAACAACAAAAAAAAGACGUCAUAAACAAAAGAGUAAAACUGAAGAAGUUGAGUUUACUGCACAAGCACCAGAUGAAUUAAAACCUGAUAAACAAGAUACUGUAUCUGACCAGCAAACAACAUCAAUGACAAUAACAACAAACGAACAGUUACGAUCAGUUCAAGGUUUUCAUUCUUAUACACCAAAUAAAUAUCAAUAUAAUCAAUAUGAAGAAGGAUCAACUAGUUCCGCUGAACAAACACCACUAUCACCACUAUCACCACCACCACCGCAACCACCACCACCACCACCACCACCAACAACAACAACAACAGCAACCACAGACAAUAAUGAUAACAUUCUUGCACGUGGUUUUAAUCUUUGGUUACAACAAAGUAAAGAAAUAGAAUCGACAUCAUCAUCAGCAAAAAAAGAUGAAUCAUCAGCAAUAGGUAGUGGUUUAACACGUGCUAUGCAAAGUCUUAUUAUUCAACCAGUCGAAACUGAUAAUGAUGAAGAUGAAGAAGACUCAUGGAAUGGACCACGAGCUAAAAAACCAACAUAUACAUCAGGUGUUCAAAUUGAGAAACGUAUUCAUACAACAAGUGGAUAUAAUAUAAAUCAUCCACGUUCAAUAACUGUUUCACCAUGGCUAAUGCCACAAUCGAAUGAAAAUUCAUAUCAAGAUGAUCAAUCAAAAUAUGAUCCGGAUGAUGAAGAAGAUUCAAUGAAUGAUGUAUCAGAAAAACAACAAUUAUCUCAUCCAAUUAGUACACAAUUAUCAACCAAAGAAGAACGACAAAAGCAUUUAAAUAAUUUAGCUGAUUUAACAUUUCAAGCAACAUUAGGUAAUUUAUCAUCAUCUUCAUCAUCAUUAUCAUCAGCAGCAGCAGCUAAAUGGAAUGAAACAUCUAUACGUAGUGAUGAUAAUAGUCAACAACAAGCAAGUUUUACUGAUGAUGAUGUACAACGUUGUUUAGGAGAAGAUUUUUAUCGUGAAUCAUUAGCUGCAGAAACACUUAAAGCCGAACAACGAACUAUUACAAGUUUAGAUGGUCUUGUUUUAAAACCAUCUCUAUUAUCAGAAGAAACAGACAAUGAUGAUAAUGAUAAUGAUAAUGAUAAUGAUAAUGAAAAUGAUGAUGACGAUGAUGACAGUCAAAGAAAUAGAAAUAAUAAUAAUAAUAAUAAUAAUAAUAUUAGUCACUCAAUGAAUUUCGAUGAAUGGGCACAUUUUCUUGAAUAUGAAUAUGAUCAGCAAUUGUUUCCAUCAUCUGGACCAUCUUCAUCGACUAUUGAACAAAAUUUAUUAGCAUCAUAUGAAUGUUCAUAUGCACGGGAAUUAGAUGACGAUACUCUUAUAUCGGAUGCAGAUCGAUUACAUGUCAUAGAUGAUAUACAACAUACCAAUGACAAUGAAAGACAACGUUAUGGAGAUUUUACAUUAUUAGAUGAUGAUUCUACUAUACUUGAGUCAAUGAUUAAUUGUCCUUUAUUAUCAUCAAAUCCCAAUUCACAAUCAUCACAUAGACAUAAACCUUCCGAAACUUUUCAAAGAUGGAGAAAUCAAUCAAAUCGUGAACGAGAAGAAUCGAAUUUAAACUUAUCAAAUGUAACAAUUUUAACUGCAAAUCAAAAUGACGAUGAAAUAUUUAUAUAUCAUACAGACGGUGGUCUUAGUCGACGAGUGAGACCCACAACAUAA